Asterias rubens (European starfish) is the source of this 3011-nucleotide messenger RNA. RefSeq names its product sodium/potassium/calcium exchanger 4-like. Lineage: Eukaryota; Metazoa; Echinodermata; Asteroidea; Forcipulatida; Asteriidae. Gene Ontology annotation, biological process: calcium ion transmembrane transport; intracellular calcium ion homeostasis. Gene Ontology annotation, molecular function: calcium channel activity; calcium, potassium:sodium antiporter activity. The transcript is spliced from 18 exons. The record is from RefSeq and is a predicted model, not a curated record. Gene Ontology annotation, cellular component: membrane. The coding region runs from base 542 to 2413 and encodes 623 amino acids.
CAGAUCGUCUGCUUGGUGUUUAUCUGCAUGCGUGUUUCUCAACUCUCUCUGCACACACUUCUAAACGUCCAGCUCUGAGCCGUGUGCAUGGAGCAGUGUAUUAUGUGCUUGACAUGUCCUGCACACGUUCCUCGCAAUAUUAGAGUAUCCCGUGGAAUGCAUUUCUGACUUGGAUUUCAUGAUUUGAUUCCCCUCCCUGAAGUCUCUAAUAUACAUUCCUUGUUCAUUUCGUGACUGGGAAUAUAACUCGGAAAGGUGCAUUUUGUAAUCUCAGACCAUGGAACGCACAGUGUUGCUUCGUAUCUCCCCAUAGCAGGAUUUUGUGCCGACAGGGUUGUUUAUUGCUUGCGUUUGCCGAGGAGCAGUGUCGUCGUGCGGGGACAACACGUUGGACAGCCCGCCUUCUUGUUCUGGUGGUUACCCGCGACGUCUGUAGGGGAAUUACCAAAACAAUAAAAUUCCUCCAACCGACAUUGUGCUUUUUGAGUGAUAGUUCUGCCCAUUUCUCUUUCUUGGCUGGACCCUUUUUGAGUAAGGAAUAAUGAGGCGUACAAGGGGACUUUUUAUGGGACGGAGAGUGUUGUUCAUUACUGUGAUAUUCUGCUUAUCGGCUGGACUAUCCUGGCUGGGGAAUAACUUUAAACCAGGUGAAGCCGAGCAAAACCUUGACAUAGGAGAGGUAAAUAGUCCCGUCCAUGACAGCGGAGUGAUCCUGCGUCGGUUAGCGUCGACGUACAGCUUAGUGGGUGAAGACGAGACGAUAGACGGUGCUAACAUCACCUCGAACAACACCGAGAAAGAGAAUUGCACAGCUCCGACUAUUCAUGAGUUUCCGGGUGACAUCUUCUCAAAUGAGCAACGCGCAAAGGGUGCUGUGGUUCUUCACUUUUUGUGUGUGAUCUACAUGUUCGUUGCUCUGGCUAUAGUUUGUGAUGACUUUUUUGUUUCUUCACUCGAAAAGAUCUGUGAGCGUCUGGGUUUCUCCCAUGAUGUUGCGGGAGCCACAUUCAUGGCAGCAGGCAGCUCGGCUCCAGAGCUCUUCACAUCCAUUAUCGGUGUUUUCAUUGCCAAGGGAGACGUGGGAGUAGGGACUAUAGUUGGAUCGGCAGUCUUCAAUAUCCUGGUCAUUAUAGGCCUAUGCGGUUUAUUUGCUGGACAGGUUGUACCGCUAACAUGGUGGCCGAUGGCAAGAGACACUGUGGUCUAUUCUAUUUCAGUACUAACACUGAUGUGUGUAAUCUAUGACGGAAAAGUCACAUGGUAUGAAGCUUUACUGAUGUUGUCAAUGUAUGCUGGUUAUAUCUUCCUAAUGUGGUUGAAUCCAAAGAUCUAUCGAAACAUUAGCCGGAAGCAAGACAAGAGGAAGGCCAAGAAAAUCGCCAAGAGACUUGAGAAAUGCAACAACAGAAGCUCUAUCCAGCUUGAACAGGUUACUCCGCUGAAAACGGACAAGGAAGAUACUGCCAAUGGUGAUACACAGACAUCUCAAUCAGCAGAAGACGGGUCACCAAAGAGAUUAACGUUCCCUGAUGCUGGGCUUAGAUUGAUGUUGACCAAGCAGUUUCCCGCUCGGACCCGUAUGAGGACAGCAUGCUGGCUCGUCAUAACAGAGCAAAAGCACUUGCAGGAGCAGCAGAAAGAGGCUGAAUUUGCCGCAUUCAAAAAAGGUACUCCCGCUAACUCCAAUGGAGCCCUGGGUCAACCACAUUUAUCGGACAAAUCAGAAAGUAUUCAGUGUGAAGAUCCAGACGAGGAAAUCAAAGUGAUGGAAGUGGAUGCCCCAGAUGGACUUUGUUCCGUCCCUGAUGGUGUGUUACCUGUGAUAAGAUGGUUGGUUUGCUUGCCUCUGUCUACAUUACUAUUCUUCACAAUUCCUGACUGCCGAAGGAAAAGAUUUGAACACUGGUAUAUGGUGACGUUCUUCAUGUCCAUUGUGUGGAUUGCAUUGUUCUCGUAUGUCAUGGUGUGGAUGGUGGCGCUAAUUGGGUUCACACUGCGCAUUCCCGACACUGUGAUGGGUAUUGCGUUUCUGGCUGCCGGAACAAGUGUGCCCGAUGCCAUGGCUAGUCUUAUAGUAGCAAGACAAGGUCUAGGAGAUAUGGCAGUGUCCAACAGCAUUGGCAGCAAUGUCUUUGAUGUCUUACUUGGACUUGCCCUUCCGUGGUUUAUCAAGACAACAUUUGUCGAUUAUGGAUCAGUGGUGAAAAUUAACAGCCGUGGUCUUCUGUACUCUGUAGUCUUUCUCUUCGCAACGGUUGCACUCACUGUCAGUACAAUACAUUUCCACAAGUGGAGGUUAACAAAGCGCCUUGGAGUGAUUCUAUUUUGUUUCUAUGCCGUCUUCCUCACUCUCUCCAUCUUGGUAGAGCUCAACAUCUUUGGGUAUGUCAAUCCCCCAGUGUGCGGACUCUGAAAACACUUGGUUGCUGAACUCUCCGAUCCUACAGCAACAAGUUUGAGAUUACCUGGCUUCUUGAGUUAAAACAUAUGGGUGGCCGAUCCAGGGCGGCUGUUGCCUCCUACCCCAGCUUUGGAAAGGUAGCCUCCCACUUUCUACCAAGAUAUCUAAUCGUUUUACUUAACAAAAUGAUUAAAGACUAGCAAUGCUCAUGGCACAUGGAUGUGAUUAAAUAUAAAUUUCCCGCCCCUAACUUUUAAGUGUGCUCCACCACUGCUGUAUAAAUAGUUUCUGCUUUGAAUGAUUUACCUACAACUAAUUGUUUCACAUGGUAGUGUUACAAGGUUUCAUACCCCAUGCCAGGAUUUCUGCCCCUCUUAAAUUUAUGUUCCUCUUGAACGAUGCAUCAUUAUAGACAGUGGACACUAUUGGUAAUUGUUAAAGACCAGUCUUCUCACUUGGUGUAUCUCAACAUAUGCAUAAAAUAACAAACCUGUGAAAAUUUGAGCUCAAUUGGUUGUGGAGUUGCGAUAUAACUGUGAAAGACACAAACACCCUUGUCACACGAAGUUGUGUGCUUUCGGAUGCUUGAUUUCGAGACCUCAAAUUCUAA